GAGCGGAUCAAAACUUGAGUAAUACAAACAACUCCGAGAAGUGGGGGAACCGAGAACGGAACAUUUGUCUUGAAAAUAUAACCUUUUCAUCAUUACACGACUGGUAAUGAGUUUCAUAACUCUGUUGUGAACGAGUCCCGAGAGUUGAGAGAGACAGAAGAGAAAGGAAGAAGAUGCCGCUUCUCCACAGAAAGCCGUUUGUCAGACAGAAACCUCCGCUGAAUCUCAAGCCCACCGAAGAAGUUUUUCUUUGCAAAGUAACCAACGAGAUCUUCAGAGACUACGAUGAAUUUUUUGAAAGGACUAUCCUUUGUAACAGUCUGGUAUGGAGCUGUGCUAUCACAGGAAAGCCUGGACUGACUUACCAAGAAGCCCUUGAAUGUGAGAAACGAGCCAGACAGAAUCUACAGAGUUUCCCUGAGCCCCUGAUCAUGCCCCUACUGUACCUCACCACCUUGACACGCCGCUCUCGGCUCCAUGACAUCUGUGAUGAUGUCUUCACCUACGUGAAGGAUCGCUUCUUCGCUGGAGAAACUGUAGAUGUAAUAAGCACAAAUGGAACUAGGCAGCCAUGCAAGAUUCUAGAGGUCCUCUCGCCUCGGCAGAAUGGCACUGUAAACGGGCACAUCAAACCCAAGACUGAGGGAGACUCUAUUAUCAUAAGUGAUGACAGUGAAGAUGAAGGAAAUACCAAAGCCACUAAAUCUCCAGCAAAUAAUGGGAAAAAGAAAGCUGUGAUCAAACCUUCUUUAUUUAAAUAUAAAGUGCAACCUAUUAAAGUUGAAGGAUGUGAACCCAUUAUUGUCAAGACUGGACAGAUUAACCGUAAGAAAAAUAUGUUUUCUCGUGAGAGACUGAAACUGCUAUUGAAACAACACUGUGAGCCUCAGAAUGGUGUGAUUGGAAUUAAGACUACUAGUAUUACAAAAUAUAAGUUAUUGGACCAGAAUUUCUUCUCCUUUUUCCCCGAUGAGCCACCAACAUUUGUGUUCAGCCCUGCAAGUAAAGGUCGAUGUAGACCUGCCAGUGGACAAACCUCUCAUGGACAUUCUGGCAAUGCCACUGAUGGAGAACAUACUCCCAGGCGUAAAAAUCAAAGCAAAGAUAAAGCCGCAAAAGAGGCUGAAAAGCUGCAGAAACAAAAGGAGGAAAUGAAAGCUAUGGCCCUGGAGAAGGCAAAGCUGAGACAAGAAAAAUCAGAUAAUUUUGAGGCCAAGAAGAGGGAGAAAGAAGACAAAGAGAAGAAGAAGGAGGAACUGAAAAAGUUGGUGGAAGUGGAAAGACUGAAAAAGAAAGAGGAGAAAGACAGACUGAAAGCACAAAAGGAAAAGGAACGGGAGAAGCUACGAGAAGAGAAACGAAAGUAUACCGAAUAUCUGAAGCAGUGGAAUAAACGGCGUGAGGAUAUGGAAUGCGAUGAUCUUAAGGAGCUCCCAACCCCCCUCCCGGUGAAGACACGUCUGCCCCCCGAGUUCUUUGGAGACGCCCUGAUGGUGCUGGAGUUCCUGCAGGCCUUUGGAGAGCUCUUCGACCUGCAGGAUGAGUUCCCUGAAGGCGUCACUUUAGAGGUCCUGGAGGAAGCCCUGGUGGGCAGUGAUCCUGAAGGCCCCCUCUGCGAGCUGCUGUUCUUCUUCAUGUCAGCCAUCUUCAUGGCGCUGGCUGAGGAGCAGGAGGAUGUGGCACGCGAGCAGCUAGCUGAGGCCGACACCAAAGAUCUCACAGAAGCUCUGGAUGAAGAUGCAGACCCAACCCAGUCUGCCAUCAGUGCUGUGGCUUCUCUUGCAGCUGCCUGGCCACAGCUAUACCAGGGCUGCAGUUUAAAGCAACUAGACCUAGACAGCUGCACUCUCUCUGAAAUUCUUCGGCUUCACAUCCUGGCUUCAGGUGCUGAUGUUACAUCAGCCAAUGCCAAGUAUCGCUACCAGAAACAGGGUGGCUUUGAUUCCAUGGAUGAUGCUUGUGUGGAGUUGCGGCUUUGCAACCCAGGGCUGAUAAAGAAGCUAUCCACCAUCCCAGUAUAUGAUCUGUUACCAGGCGAGAAGCUGAAAAUCCUCCAUGCUCUCUGUGGGAAGUUGCUGACUCUCGUCUCCACCCGGGAUUUCAUUGAAGACAAUGCAGAUAUCCUCCGGCAAGCCAAGCAGGAAUUCAGGGAGCUGAAGGCAGAGCAGCACCGCAGGGAGAGAGAAGAAGCAGCAGCCAGGUUUCGCAAGAAGAAGGAAGAAAAGCUGAAAGAGCAAGAACUGAAGAUGAAGGAAAAACAUGAAAAGCUAAAGGAAUAUGAACAAAGAAGUGGCAGAAAGGAAAACACAGCUGGGGAGGAGGAGCAGGAAGAGAUGGACACCAGCACUGAGAGUCAUGAGGGAACCCAGAAGGAAAUGGGACAGGACACUGCCACUGAGGACGAGGAGGAAUCUGAACCCAAGACAAGCAAGAAGAAGAAGAGUGCAGGACGUAGAGAGUCCCCCAAGGUGAACGGCACAGAGAGUAAGGAGACACUGAGCCCUGAGGAGGAGGAGGCCCUGCGGAAGGAGCAGGCGAAGAAGGAGGGGGAGCUGCUGGAGCGCAUCCAGAAAGCGGCUGUCUGCACUUACAUCUUGCCUCUAGGCCGGGACCGUCUCUACCGUCGCUACUGGCUCUUCCCUUCGGCCCCAGCCCUCUUUGUGGAGGAGGAUUACUCGGGACUCACAGAGGACAUGCUGCUGCCCAAUGACUCUGGGGCUGCAGUUCAGGGACCGACUUUGGAGAACAAAGACCCUCGGGACCCUGUCACCACCCCAGUGCGCUCUGGUCAGGCUACAAGCACUUCCGCCAUUGUCAACAGCACUCAACAGUCCUCCAAACCAGUGGACAAGCCAAACCUUUGGGCUUUCUACAAUUCACCAGAGCAGCUAGAGCAGCUGAUUGAGGCACUGAACACCAGGGGGCGGCGAGAGAGUGGUCUAAAAGAGGCUCUGCUGCAGGAGAAGACAAGAAUUACAAAGAUGCUGAGCAGCUGCCCCACACACAGGUUUCACAUUCCUGAUACGCCACAAGCUGAGAGCAAGCUUGUGUCUGGCAAAUCGAAAGGCGCUCAGAUUACCCAGAAUACUCAGCUGACAGCAGUGAAACACCUUGAAACACGGCUUAAGGACCUGCUGUUGGAUAUCGAGGACAGAAUUUAUCAGGGCACUUUGGGAGCAGUAAAGGUUAAGGAGAGACAGGCCUGGAAAAACGCUUUGGAGAGUGGCCAGUAUGAGUUGCUGAGCAAUGAAAUCAAGGAAAAUGGAAUUGUGGAAACUGAAAACGGUCAUAUGGAGGAGAUGGGAGUAGAUGAAGUGAACAUGAAAGUUGGCACAAAAGACAGGUUACUUGAAUUAAAGAGUGAAUGUCAAAGCACUGCUUCUACCAGCACCAGCACGCCACAGCCAGUAAAUAAUGCAGUGCAUUACCUGGCAUUAGCUCUAUCCCAAAUUGAACAAGGCAUUGAACGGAAAUUCCUUAAACCACCACUGGGGGAUGAAGACUUGAAAAAGGACCAAAAAGGAAAGAGAAAAGAGGACAAGAAAAAGAAAGAUGAGGACCAAUCUAGUGAAAAAGAUGAUGCCAGCGACAGUGGCCGUGUGCACAAGACGGUUCUGGACCGUUGGAGAGAAUCCCUGAGCUCCUGUUCCAGUCUGUCCCAAGUAUUCCUUCACCUAUCCACUCUGGACCGUAGUAUCAUGUGGUCUAAGUCUAUCCUAAAUGCUCGCUGUAAGAUGUGUCGUAAGAAGGGUGAUGCAGAGAACAUGCUCCUGUGUGAUGGCUGCGAUCGAGGGCAUCAUAUCUACUGUAUCAGGCCAAAGCUCAAGACAAUCCCCCAAGGUGACUGGUUCUGCCCAGAGUGCAGGCCCAAACAGCGUUCCAGACGGCUGUCCUCCCGCCAGAGAUCAUCAGUCGACUCAGAUGAGGAGCAGGGGCCUGAGAGCAAGGAAGAGGAGGAAGAUGAAGAGGAGGAGCAGACAGAGGACGAGGAGGAGGAUGAAGAGGAGGGUGAAUCUGAGGAUGAAGAGUAUGACGAUGAUGAAGAGAGUCUUCCAAAGAAACGUCAAGCAGCAGUCAAGCUGCCACUGAACACCAAAGGCGGCAAAUCUAAUACCCCCAGUACAGGACGAGGUUCACAGCGGCAACCAGAAUCUGGCAGAUCCACUCCUCGCAACCAGCAGAGCACCUCAAAACAGACCACAUCUACUGGCAAGGGUGGCUCCAAGAGCUCAGGAAAGAAAGGGAAGGCUACUCCAGCAUCUGAGAACAGGCCUCCCUCAAGGCCUGGCAGUCGCUCAAGCAGCAGGCUCAGCUUGGAGCUGAAGUCAGCAGACAACUCCUUCACAGACCUUUCCAGCUCUCGUUCUAGAGCGAGCAGGGGGAAGAAGACUGUGGAAAAUACUCCUGAAAGCAGCCCUGCAUUAUCCCGGAGCUCAAAAAACAACUCUUCUCGAGGAACCCAACCGAUCGUGUUGCCCCAGGAGAGCGAAGUGGAUCGCAGGGGAAGGAAGAGACAAGCAACAGAUGCAGCAGACCAGAUUGCCCAAGUUAAAGCUGUGGUACCGCCUCCAGUGCCCUCCAACAGGAGGAGUUCAGGUCGAAACUAUGGUGUGCACGAGCUGUCAGCAUGUGAACAACUUGUUGUAGAGUUGGUACGGCAUGAAGACAGCUGGCCAUUCAUGAAACUGGUCUCUAGAACCCAGGUGCCAGAUUACUAUGAUGUUAUCCAAAAGCCUAUUGCCUUGAAUAUAAUCAGAGAGAAAGUCAACAGCUGUGAAUACAGUAUGGCCUCUGAUUUCAUUGGAGAUGUAGAAUUGAUGUUCGCCAACUGUAUGGAAUACAACCCUCGCAACACAAACGAAGCAAAAGCUGGAGUCCGACUUCAAGCCUUCUUCCACAGCCAGGCUCAGAAGCUGGGAGUUCAAAUAAAAUCUGCAGACCAAAUAAUUUCUCCACCUACCAAGAGGUCAAGGAUGUAAGCCUUCCACAGAACUCUGACACUUAAUUCUGGAAACAUGAGCAUUCAGUAAAGAUAAACAAGCUCUUAACCCAGACUAAAGAAUCCCUUUACUUGUAAAGAGAAGGAAGUACAUAAGCCUCACAUCCAUCUCCACAAACUGACGAAGGAGGCUUGUCAAUUUAUUGGAGUUUUAAACUAAGUCAGGUGGUGGCAUAAAAUCCUCAUGCCAUUUUAAAGUCCUUCAUGAACUUGCUUUCAAUGGCCUUGAGAUAUGAUCUACACUGUAAUCUUUCAGUUAUUUCCAUUUACAACACUCAGGAGAUUUGCAUUUUGUUGUGAUAUUUUGGUUAUGUUGCAUAAGGUAUGUAUAUUGGUGGCAAUUCUGGACAUCCUGAUAUUUAAAGUACUUUUUUUUUUUUUUUUUUUGCCAGUAAAUUCCAGGUUUUCAAAAACUGUCUUAUGAUAUUCCAGUCUGAAUGAAUGUUUUUUUUCCUUUUGGUCUUCAGUAUAGUUUUUCUAGAUCUGCUUUUCAUAGCACCAUUUAUUGAAGAAAAUAAUAUUUGGUGUAUUUAGGGGAUGGUGUAUCAGGUUCCAGAGUCAAUGCAACACUACACAGAAAUGAAAAAAACUGCAUAUCCUUUCAAAGCUCUUUCUUGCUAAACCUCGUAGAUAUUUAUUUAGUGUUGAAUAUAAUUCAGGGUUUGAGAACCCCUUUUUUUUUUUUUUUUUUUUUUUUUUUUUUUAUUUAAAUAAAAAUGUUCCUAUCGAAGGCAGUUUGCCUUAGAAUUAUUUUCAUUGUUGUAUGAGCAAUUUCAAAUGUGCUUUCUGAUAAAUAAAUAAUUAUAAUCUAGGCUGUUGCCUACAUGGAAUUUUUGACAGAGGAAGGUAUUUAAAUAACUUGUUUAUACCAUUUUCUGUACAUUUUUUUUUUUUUUUUCUACCUGUAAAAAUAAAAACAUGGUUGAAAUUGUUUCAUACUUGUGGCUUUUAUUUACCAAUUCCAUAAUCUGCUAUUUUUAAAAAAGAUACACAUCUUUUCUAAAAUGUAAUGUGUUAAUUUCCUGUAAACUUCCUAGUGUUUUUUGUCAGUAUAAAACUAGUACAUCUGUUUAAUGUGGCAGACAACCGGCCCUCAAAAACGAAAUGUUUUAUUUAAUAAUGGACAAAUAUCUAAAUAGCCAAAUGGCUCCAUGUAAAAAUAAGGCAAGGAAACAAGCACUAGGUGGUAUAUUUGUUGUUCGAAGUCUAAUGGCUUUCUUUGAAAGGCAUACAUGAGUGCUGGUAAUGCAAUUCCCUUUGACUUCUAAACAGCCAACCGCAGAGCGGACAACAAAAAAUGUGAUUAUAUUUGUAAAUAUACUCAUGAUUUUUAUAUUUCUAAAUCAAUUAAACUGGGG
Messenger RNA from Polyodon spathula (Mississippi paddlefish), 6357 nucleotides. RefSeq names its product bromodomain adjacent to zinc finger domain protein 1A-like. Gene Ontology annotation, molecular function: protein binding. The record is from RefSeq and is a predicted model, not a curated record. Gene Ontology annotation, biological process: chromatin remodeling. Bases 174 to 4979 code for a protein of 1601 amino acids. Lineage: Eukaryota; Metazoa; Chordata; Actinopteri; Acipenseriformes; Polyodontidae. The transcript has 28 exons.